GGGCAAAUUACAACACAGCUGUUAAACGACCCGCCACCCACACAGGUGACAAUAAUCAAGAUCCGACCUGUCUGCCCUGUUCAAAUGCUAAGGUCCAGCCACCACAUGCAACAUCACGGGUUCUGUCCCAAAUGACUUCUUGGUGAACACCGAGUGCUCCGAAUAGGGCGUCGAAGGCAUUACUGCACAGGCUAGUGCGCUUGAACAGAGGGGAGGAAAGAGUUGAGAUUUAGCCGUCCCCCAGGCGCACUCGGUGUUGCCAGAUUGGUGGAUUUCCAUCUAUUUAUCAUGUUAAGAGGAACGGCAUCGCGUUGGCGUAUGCUUCUGAUAAUUUACAUAUAGAAUAAAUUAAACAGGAAUACUACUUUGGCUUGGUAUGUUUCAAACAAUAAUUCAGUAACAAUAUUCAUUCUGAUCUGGCAACUCUGGCCAAACUCCAGAUGUUCCCCGCGCCGAUUCAACAGGACAGCUGAGUAGAGGAGUGUUGCAGCGGUUUGUCAUUCUGAGAAGUACAGCUCAGUUCCUGAAGAACAUCCAUGUUGUGUGCUGUGUGUGUGUGUGUGUGUAUGGCCGUGUGAUAAACAUGAAGCCGAGGGAUGAAAUACAGAAGCCGAUUCGGCUGAUCGCGGCAGCGUGCAGAAAUAUGGGCAUAGGCAAGGAUGGUCGCCUUCCGUGGAAUCUUCCUGGCGUCCAAAAGUCUGAGACCACACUGAAAAUCUGGGAUUUUUUUUUUCGUUUAAAAUUGGAAAUAAACAGAAGGACAGAGUUUCAGUUCUUUUUGAAUACCAUCACAGCUGUGUGUAGUGCAGGAAAGAAGAACUUGAUCAUAUGGGGUAAAUACAGCUGGUUCUCCUGCCCAGAAAGAAUCUUCCCCCUGGCCAACAGUCUCAGUGUGGUUCUCAGCAAAAAGCUGAUGUCUGUCCCAAAGCAUGCUCACUACAUGUGCGAGGAUUUUGUCAGUGCAGUUAAAUUGGCCUCUCAUCCUCCUCUCAGUGACCUUGUAGAGACCAUCUGGAUCUUAGGAGGAACUCAGGUGUACAAGGAAGCUCUGGAGCACCCUUGGUGUGACCUCAUCUACCUCACUGACAUCAUGGCUGACUUUGACUGUGAUGUUUUUUUCCCAAGUUUUGACCAAAAUGUUUAUAGAAAACAAAACAAGUUCCCUGGUGUGCCAGAUGAGAUUCAAGAAGAAAAUGGCCUCAAAUUCCGAUUUCAAGUCUUCAGGAAGGAAAGCUGACCAAGUAGGCACAAUAAGAAGAAGAUGGAAGUAUUAUUUCUAUCGUGUGUCUUAUUGUGCACACUGAUUUAGUGACUCAAAAAUACAAACUGUAUUAUUAUAUAGCUUUUUUUAAUCAUAUUUUGUAUUUUCUUAAUUGUGUUAGUUAAUGUUCUUUAACUCCCAGAACUGUCAAUGUCCCAGACAAGAACAAAUGAUAUGAUGGCUUCAAAAUAGCAUAAAUAUAUUAUUUUCCUUCAGUCACAGCCUUGCACUUGCUCUGAUGACAAGUGAUUUCCCCAGAACUAAUUUAGGGGUUUCACACCAAUGGUGGUGAAUAUGUGCAUUUAUAACUUUGAUGCUUUUUUGGUAAAUAGUUUUACAAACUAUAUAGAUUUUAACCCCCACUUCAGUAUUAUGGGUUAUUCUGCGUAGAUUCAUGUAUAUAAUUAUAUAUAUAUGUAUAUAUAUGUAUAUAUAUAUAUAUAUAUAUAUAUAUAUAUAUAUGAAUAUAUAAUCCCAAUUAAGUCUAAUUCAGUUCCAGGUUGUAACACGACAAAAUGUGGUUGUAACACGAAAAAAAGCGUAUGUAUACUUACGCAAGGCACUGUAUUGUAGUGUUAUUUACAAACAUAGAAUAUGUUUACAGCACCAGAUAAAGAAUAUGUUUUAAGAUUUUUAUUAUGAUCCUGAAUUUCACAAGUAGAAUAUUACAUAAAAAGUAGCAGCAGAUGGUCAAGCAAGAAUGAGUGCCAGUGAAAAGCGUGUCAACACGCAGAGAUACAACAGUUUGCAACCACUCACCAGACUCACUAUUACUCACCUCAUUGUGUCACCAAUGCUGUGCAUCAAAGAUAAAUUGAACAAACUGAGAUACAAGAAACAUUGAGCCUCUCCAUCCUACAAGCAUGAAGUGCAUUAAUAUACCAUCUGCUGUAUGAAGUCAGAAGCUCUUUGCCAUUCCUGUAUUUUUCCCACAAAACUUGAAUGAAUUAUGUUCUUAAAAUGAUUUCUGUAAUCUAUUAAAUUACGGACAAGGUAAUUAUUCACAAAGUGCAUUGAUCAAUUUGGCUGGACAGCUACAAGUCCAGUCCAUUUCCUUAAUAUAGAAUGACCACCUGUUAUAUUUGCUGCAUUUCUUUGUCUUAUAUGGUUAUGUUUCUGACAGAUGUGUGAAGAUUCAGGGAAAUUGAGUGAACUGUUCUGCAAAACAUCUUUAAAUCAUAUAAAAUAAAGUAUUUUAUAUUUGAA
Molecule: messenger RNA, 2467 nt
Organism: Pangasianodon hypophthalmus (striped catfish)
Lineage: Eukaryota; Metazoa; Chordata; Actinopteri; Siluriformes; Pangasiidae
Product: zgc:153031
Exons: 7
Coding region: 584-1237 (217 amino acids)
Biological process (GO): dihydrofolate metabolic process; glycine biosynthetic process; folic acid metabolic process
Cellular component (GO): mitochondrion
Molecular function (GO): dihydrofolate reductase activity; NADP binding
Source: RefSeq, a predicted model, not a curated record